Molecule: messenger RNA, 2408 nt
Organism: Haplochromis burtoni (Burton's mouthbrooder)
Lineage: Eukaryota; Metazoa; Chordata; Actinopteri; Cichliformes; Cichlidae
Product: stonustoxin subunit beta-like
Exons: 3
Coding region: 197-841 (214 amino acids)
Molecular function (GO): protein binding
Source: RefSeq, a predicted model, not a curated record
UCUGUUAAUUUGACUGCAUGUACAUCAUCAAAUUCAGAGCAGUUCAUUACAAUGAUGUGACAUGUUGUAUGUUUGAAGGCUGUCAGGCUGUCAGAUCACAGGAACAGGCUUCACCUCUCUGGCCACAGCUCUGCUUUCCAAUCCCUCCUAUUUGAAAGAGCUGGACUUGAGCUAUAAUCAUCCAGGAGACUCAGGAAUGAAGCUUUUGUCUGCUCUAAAGAAGGAUCCGCAUGUGAAACUGGUCAUACUCUGUGUGGAGCCUCAAGGAGUCCAGUGGAUGAGACCAGGUCUAAGGAAAUAUUUCUUUGAUCUGACGCUGGAUCCAAACACAGCACACAGAAACCUCAAACUGUCUGAUGACAACAAGGAGGUGACACAUGUGGAAGAAGAUCAGCUGUAUCCUCAUCAUGAUCUUAGGUUUGAUCACUGGCCUCAGCUGCUGUGUACCAACAGUCUGAGUGGUCGCUGUUACUGGGAGGUCGAGUGGAGAGAAGAGGUUCAUGUUGCUGUAGUUUAUGGAGGAAUCAGACGGAAAGGAGAUGGUGAUGAAAGCAGGUUUGGAAGGACUCAUCAAUCCUGGAGCCUCUACUGCAGUGAUGACAGGGGUUACUAUGUAGAUCACAAUUACAUAGCAAGAGCCAUCCCUCUUCUCCCCUCAGCUCUCUCUCACAAAGUAGCAGUGUAUGUGGACUGUUCUGAAGGAACUGUGUCCUUCUACAGUGUCUCCUCUGAUAAACUGAUCCACCUGCACACCUUCAACACCACCUUCACUGAACCUGUAUAUGCUGGGUUUAGGGUGAAGUCUGACUCUAGUAUCCACCUCUGUGCUGACUCACAAUAAUAAACUUACUGUGCAGAGAAAUAUUCUCACAUUGGUGUUUCAAACUUUUUCUUACUUAGUAUAUCAGGUAACUGUCUCGUACAUAUAUUAGUUUGGUUUUCAUUCCAGAAUUAUUGGAUUAGACUGAUUCUCCUGAAAAAAUUUUUUUUUUUAUCAUCUCAUUGUCUUUGGUGCCUUUUUUAACAGCAGAUAUCAGUUUCUAUUAAUGCAUCAUGGUUUACAUACCCACAGGACUCUUGGUCCUGAGGAAAGAGGAACUUUAUUUUAAAAUCAGUUGCAUUACUAUCAUCUAUCACUAAAUUUGUUGCAUCCAUCCAUCUUCUUCCACUUUAUCCGGGGCCGGGUCGCGGGAGCAGCGGCCCAAGCAGAGCAGCCCAGACCUCCCUCUCCCUAGCUUAUCCGGGGAACACCAAGGCGUUCUCAGGCCAACCGAGGGAUAUAAUCGCUCCAGCAUGUACUGGGUCAGCCCCCGGGCUCCCCCCACCCUUCGGAGGAAACCCAUUUCUGUCGCUUGUAUCUGCAAUCUCGUUCUUUUGGUCACUACCCACAGCUCGUGACCAUAGGUGAGGGUAGGGUUGUAGAUCGACCGGUAAAUUGAGAGCUUCGCUUUGACACUCAGCUCUCUCUUCACCAUGACAGCGUCAGCAUCACUGCAGCCGCUGCACCAAUCCGUCUGUCGAUCUCUCGCUCCCUUCUCCCAUCACUCGUGAACAAGAACCCGAGAUAGUUAAACUCCUCCAUUUGGGGCAGGGUCUCAUCGCUGACCCGGAGUGGGCACUCCACUAAAUUUGUUGCAUUAUACCUGUAAGAUUUAUAUUAUUGAUUGUAAUGUAUGCUUAGAAAUAUUUACUCAUAUAUAAUUAGAGUUUUAUAAUCAAUUGCAUAAUGAUAGAGGUUUGAUCCUUAGUAGUCUGUAAAGACUCUGUGUGCCUUCCAGAGUGUUCUGGCAUGCACACACAACUUGGGGUCAUGAGAGAGGUCGUACCUUCUCUUACUGAUUUACGGUAUAGGAGGACACCUACUCUGUAUCUGGUUAAGUAUAAGAGCCCUUUGUUCAGGUGGACCGCUGGACUCCUGGCACCAGCUUUGGGGAGUCUUCACAGACUCAUAUCUUGAGAGCUGUUGUAGUAGAGUUGUCUCGUUCCAGCGAGGGGUGUGUGCUAGACACACCCAUCAAUACCCAUUUUAAUCAUGUUUAAACUGAUGGAUGAAAUCUUUGGAACAGAACAUUUUAACAUUUUAGACGUUGUUGGUUAGACUUUGUGAUGAUGAGCGCUGCAGGCUUCUAUAUAUUUUGUGUUUAGGCUUCUUUACUUUCUUACAUUGCAUAACUGUAUGCUUGUCUCUCUCUUGUUAUGCAAAUUAAGUAACAUUUUACCACAACAAGUUCCUGGAGAAAUGCAAUAUCACCACUAUGUGACCAGUUUUCAUAACAACUGAUCUGGAUGGUUCUGGAUCCAUUUAUUAGUCUGUGUUGAUCCAACUGUAGCUUCUAGUACUGCUGAUACAAGAAGAGCAGCUUAUGGCUAACUGGACGAUAUGGAGAGGUCUCUCUUCAGUUCAUAAU